GAUCCAGCACAGACUGUGGGUAGCUCCAAUUGCAUGACACUAGUGGAGAACCGCAACGGCGACCUGUACAUCUCCUGUACGAUGCCUUCCAUUGAGAUUGGCACCAUUGGCGGGGGCACCGUCCUCGGCCCACAAGGCGCCUGUCUACAGCUUAUUGGCGUGAAGGGCGUCUCGCAGACGACACCGGGCGCCAACUCCUCGCAGCUCGCCCAGGUGGUCUGCGGCACGGUGCUGGCGGCGGAGCUGUCGCUGCUGUCGGCGCUCGCCGCCGGCCACCUGGUGCGCUCCCAUAUGAAGCACAACCGUUCGAACAUCAACAUCAACCUGGAGGCCACUCCGGCGUCCUUACUCAACGCCAACAACCAGUAG
Molecule: messenger RNA, 369 nt
Organism: Rhagoletis zephyria (snowberry fruit fly)
Lineage: Eukaryota; Metazoa; Arthropoda; Insecta; Diptera; Tephritidae
Product: 3-hydroxy-3-methylglutaryl-coenzyme A reductase-like
Biological process (GO): isoprenoid biosynthetic process; coenzyme A metabolic process; sterol biosynthetic process
Cellular component (GO): peroxisomal membrane; endoplasmic reticulum membrane
Molecular function (GO): hydroxymethylglutaryl-CoA reductase (NADPH) activity
Source: RefSeq, a predicted model, not a curated record